Molecule: messenger RNA, 900 nt
Organism: Dissoconium aciculare CBS 342.82
Lineage: Eukaryota; Fungi; Ascomycota; Dothideomycetes; Mycosphaerellales; Dissoconiaceae
Exons: 1
Coding region: 85-567 (160 amino acids)
Source: RefSeq, a predicted model, not a curated record
GUAACUGAAUCUUGCUCGAAUUAUAGUGAACUAUGGGCGCUCGUGCCAAAGUACAACAUGUAGCUCAUGCAACAGUCGUAGCGCAUGGCAUGGAUUGAGAUUUCUCAGUGCUCGCCCUCUUUCACAUCGAUCUCCCCUUCGAGCUCUCGCCACGGCUAUCGCCAUGGCGUCCCGGCGUGUCCUCAUCGGAGCUGGGAAGCGCUUCAACUAUUACAGAGAAGUUAUUCAAUAUCUCCUGUAAGCGUUUCGCUUCGUGUUCCUUUGGUAACUUACUACCCACUCCCUCAUUGCAAGGUAACAAUCCGCCAUAAGAUCGCCUAUCGCAUCUGGAUCAACCUCUGGGCCUGUCUUCAAUCUCUUCAUUGCGCCCGCCAUCAUCGCAUUAAGGAUCUUCAGCUCAGAGUUCUCAAGCGGCCCAGAGUCUGCGAGUUCACUCUGGUCUCGAGGGGUUCCUGCGAAUCCGCACAAAUCAAUAUGUUUGAAGAGUUCUGCGCAUUCGCUCGGUUUAAGCCCAGAAUUUUCGCGACCGCUGUCGAACGUACGUCAAUCGGCGCUAUCGAUUGGUGAUAAAAGUUGGCUUGCGGCUGGACUGUGAAUCAGAUAGACGAGAAUUUGACCGUUUGGGUAGUGCGGGAAUGUGAGAAUACCGAUGAGGGUUAAAACAUUCGAUAGACACUUUAUGGUGAUCGCACUGCCCAAAAGUGCAAUGUAAAAGUGUACAGGGAUGGGCACCCAGGUCACGCUGGCGAACGCAAAUCGCCGCCAGCGCUUGAAUCGUCGAGUGAUCUCCUGAAUGGACCACGCUCAAGCAGGGAUUUGCUAGAUCGCUUGCUCAGAAUGUGAUAAAACAUGCCACGUCACAGCUACGAGCAGGUAUUGAGGCUCGUCUGGCACUUCUUC